This is a messenger RNA of Acanthocheilonema viteae, 1797 nucleotides long. The record is from the annotation of a GenBank genome assembly. NCBI's taxonomy places the organism in Eukaryota, Metazoa, Nematoda, Chromadorea, Rhabditida, Onchocercidae.
AUGCCGUUAUCCGGGUUUGAUUUAGCCAUUUAUGGAUUUAAUCGUAACAUUCAGAAAGUAGAAAAAGCAGGGAUUUCGUAUGAAUUACGUAUUAUUCGCGAUAAACUAGCACUUGGCCUAAGCACUGAACCUGUCUUAAAACAGUCAUCAACUAUUGGACACGUUGUUGAAAAUUGGACGAAUCCGGACAGUGUGAAUGGCAAUGAAACUUGCGCAUUGAAUGAAUUUAUGGAUCCGGAUGAUGAGCAUUAUCUCCAUUUUUUGAAAAAUCUAGAUCCAAAACGUUGUAAAGAUCAAGACCAUUAUAAAGUCCUUGGGUUAUCAAACCUACGCUGGCAAGCCAGUACUUCACAGAUUCGUACUGCCUAUCGUGCCAAAGUACUGAAGCAUCAUCCGGAUAAGAACAAUGCAGUAAGGGUUGAAGCAGGUGGUAGCAAAGAGCACUUCACAUGCAUUACCAAAGCCUAUGAACAAUUAGGAUUGUCGGAACAGAAAAGAAGGGCUUAUGACUCCGUGGAUCCAUUAUUCGAUGAUUCGAUUCCAGACGAGAAAAUAAUCACUUCUGACAAUUUUUUUGAUAUUCUGGCGCCGGUCUUUAUUAGGAAUGCAAGAUGGUCUAUUCGGCAACCUGUACCAUUAUUAGGCGAUAUCAAUAGCGCACAAGUUGAAGUAGACAGGUUUUACUCAUUUUGGUUUAAUUGGGAUUCGUGGCGUGAAUUUUCAUAUCUGGAUGAAGAAGAUAAGGAAAAGGGAGAAGAUCGAUGGGAAAGACGUGAAAUUGAGAAAAUAAAUAAGAUUGAGCGAGAAAAACGGCGUAGGAACGAAAUGAAACGAAUCAGAAAUCUUGUUGAGAUGACAUAUCGUAAAGACCCACGAGUAGCAAUGUUCAAGGAACAGGAAAAAUUAAAAAAGGAGAACCAAAGGAACGAACGUAGAAAAGCUCUGGAAGAGAAGCGAGCUCAGGAUGAGAAGAAGAAAUUGGUAAUGUUUGGUUUGAGCUUGGAAAUUGAAUUGAAAAAUAGAAAAAUAGAGGAGGAACAAGUAGAGAAAGAACGGCAGCAUCGAGCUUACGAAAAGCGGAUAAAAGAGCAGCAGAAGAAACUGCUUGGUGAAGCUCGAAGGAAGCUCCGUAGAACUGCUGAAGCUAAAAAUUACUGGGAUGCAGACAUGUCAUCGAAAUUGUCUUGCCUGGAAACAAUUGAAUAUGUCUGUUUGCGAUUUGAUGCAGUUCAUUUGAAUGAAAUCACAGCUAAGCUUGAAUUGGUGAACGGUAUCACUGAAGCAAUGAGCAUUUUAAACGUUCAGAUUCAUAAAGAAGUUCCGGAAAGUGUCGAGAUCAAAGAUGGAGUUUCUGAGAAUGGUACAGAUAACAUGUCUCGUUGGUCCUCUGAUGAAAUAACGUUACUAGUUAAAGCCACUACUUUGUAUCCUGUCGGCACCACCAAAAGAUGGUCAGAAAUUGCAAACUAUAUCAAUGAGCACCGUGAAAGUAAGAAUACAAAAAAGAAAACAGAAAAAGAUGUCUUGACUCAAGUGAAAACAUUGAAGUCAUUAAAUAACGCUGAAGACCAGAAGAAAAUAAAGGAUAUUUUGGCUAAUUCAACAAAAGGAAGUGAAUUGGAAUGGAAAGCAGAAGAACAAAAGUUGCUUGAAACAGCGCUUAAGAAAUUUCCGUCAUCAGAUCCAGACCGUUGGGAAAAUAUUGCAAAUUUUGUAGGGAGAUCAAAGAAAGAGUGCAUAAGGAGAUUUAAAUAUCUCGCAGAAGUGGUAAAAAGUAAGAAGGAACAAUUAUCUUAA